Messenger RNA from Ipomoea nil (Japanese morning glory), 2224 nucleotides. Its product is annotated as 3beta-hydroxysteroid-dehydrogenase/decarboxylase. NCBI's taxonomy places the organism in Eukaryota, Viridiplantae, Streptophyta, Magnoliopsida, Solanales, Convolvulaceae. Gene Ontology annotation, biological process: steroid biosynthetic process. Gene Ontology annotation, molecular function: 3-beta-hydroxy-Delta5-steroid dehydrogenase (NAD+) activity. Bases 116 to 1804 code for a protein of 562 amino acids. The transcript is spliced from 12 exons. The record is from RefSeq and is a predicted model, not a curated record.
ACAAGUUGCCACAGUUACCAUCUUCAGUUCUCAACUGCUCCACUGGUUCUGAACUAAACUUUCAUAUUUCUUCCAUAAGAAGUUAAAAUUCUGCAAAUUCUACUGGAGAGUAACAAUGGUGAGCGGGGGAGAGAGAUGGUCAGUGGUGACGGGCGGUAGAGGCUUUGCGGCGCGCCACUUGGUGGAAAUGCUAAUUCGCUACGACAUGUUUUCCGUUCGGGUCGCGGAUUUAGGUCCUGAAAUUAAGUUGGAGCCACACGAAGAACAUGGCACUCUCGGCCAAGCACUCCGAUCUGGACGCGCAGUCUAUGUGUCCAUGGAUCUCCGGGACAAGUCCCAAGUACUCAAAGCUUGUGAAGGAGCUGAGGCUGUUUUCCACAUGGCUGCCCCAGAUUCGUCAAUCAACAACUACCAGCUCCAUCACUCAGUCAAUGUACAAGGAACUAAGAAUAUAAUUGAUGCCUGUGUUGAGCUAAGAGUGAAGAGACUUAUAUACACCAGCUCUCCCAGUGUAGUCUUUGAUGGUGUUCAUGGAAUUUUUAAUGGGGAUGAAUCAAUGCCAUAUCCUGAUAAGCACAACGAUUCGUAUUCUGCAACUAAAGCUGAAGGUGAGGCACUAGUCCUCAAGGCAAAUGGCAAGAAUGGCCUGCUGACAUGUUGCAUCAGACCCAGCAGCAUUUUUGGCCCCGGUGACAGGUUACUUGUUCCUUCCCUUGUCACUGCUGCAAGGGCAGGGAAAUCCAAGUUCAUUAUAGGUGAUGGCAACAACAUGUAUGAUUUCACUUAUGUUGAGAAUGUUGCACAUGGUCAUAUAUGUGCUGAAAGAGCCCUAGCAUCAGAAGGAGCUGUUGCAGAGAAAGCUGCAGGACAGGCUUACUUCAUUACUAACACAGAGCCUAUCAAGUUCUGGGAGUUUGUCUCGCUUAUACUUGAAGGUCUUGGCUAUGAAAGGCCAAGUAUUAAGAUUCCUGCCUGUGUUAUGAUGCCAAUUGCACAUUUGGUGGAGUUGACAUAUAAGCUCUUAGGCCCAUAUGGAAUGAAGGUCCCACAGUUGACACCUUCAAGAAUAAGACUUUUAUCUUGCAGCAGGACGUUUAGUUGUUCUAAAGCAAAUGAUCGACUGGGCUAUACACCUAUUGUCCCACUGCAGGAGGGUCUUAGGAGGACAAUUGACUCAUACCAACAUUUAAGAGCUGAAAUUAAAACUAGAAAGGAUGGGCCUUCCAAAGCUUCCAUACUUCUUGGAAAUGGAAGGGUUGCUGAUACACUUCUCUGGAGGGAUAAAAGGCAAACACUCAUUACUGCAUUAGUUCUUGCAGCACUUUACUUCAAUUUCAUAGCAGUUGGAUAUUCCGUGAUAACAGCAACUUCCAAGCUACUCUUAGUGGCAUCUAUUUUCCUAUUCAUCCAUGGAAAGCUGCCACAGAAAAUAUUUGGAUACAAAAUUGAGAAAAUUCCUGAGUCAAAAUUCAUUGUCUCAGAGGAGAUGUCUCUUCAAGUUGCUGGAUCAGUAGCUUUGCUUUGGAACUCUGCAGUAAAUAGCUUAAAAUCGCUUUGCAGAGGAACAGAUUGGGUGCUAUUUCUCAAGGUGGUUUCCUCUCUAUUGAUUCUGAGCAUCCUGGGGACUUUUUCACUGCGUAGUUUAUUUGUCAUCGUACUCCCCAUUGCCUUUGUCGCUUUCGUUGUAUAUGAGAAAAAGGAGGAAGAGAUAGAACACUUUGUUCACGAAGUUAUUUCGUGUGUCUCUAAACUGAAGUCCAACAUUGUCGAGAAAGUGCUCAUCAGCUCCAAGAAAACACAAUAGUUGUCUACCUCUCCUUUUCAAUUUCUCCGGGCUUCGUGCAUAGUUCUUGGAAGCUUUAUGCUAUAGCUGGCUCUCUUGAAGCUCAAGGACCCGAUUCCAUCGUGCUUCCUACAAAAACUUCUGCAUUGGGGUCCCAAACGCAAAGAUAUGUACUGCUACCCUCCACUUUCUGGACUUGUGCCUUCAUCAUUUCUCUAUUGUGGAACUAACAUGUUAUUGCAUUCCUUUAUUUCUAUCCACAUUAUACUAAACUCUUGCCUGGUGGGAUACGUCGUUGGUGUUGCAACACCGAGUUUGUAAACUUUAUAGGGGAGAACUAGAUAUUGGGUUUUUUGUUGUGAUGACAACCUUGUUCCUUAAUGCCCCUGUGGACAUUAUGGUUUUAAAAGAUUUAUACACUUUGGUCUUUUGACAGCUACA